CCUUCAAACUUGCGCACAAUGUCGACCAAUGCCACCAAUCUCAACCAGCCUUCAGAGACGGCACAAGCGCAGUUUCAAUCGAAAGAUGCCAGUAGCGCAUCGUUUUCGUCCCUAGGCAUCAGGAACACUAACAUCAAUGAGGCUGAAGGGGUCAAGCUGUCUGACAAGCAGAAAGUCGUUGUUGGAAGCGUGCUCGAUCUGUUCGAGGGUAACCCAACCCUCAAACACUUUUCGCUCUGGAACCCUGACGCUACAUUUGAAGAUCCCAUCACCAAGGCGGCUGGCGAGUCCAAAUACAAGGCGCAAUGGUAUGGUCUGCCUGCCAUCUUCCACCCGAUAAACUUGCAAUCUCACAAAGUAAUCGACUCCGGCAACCCAAUCCGUCUCGAGGUGUCCAAUAAGUAUGUGGUCCGAGGCAUCGGCAAGGAGCAAGUCAUCGACAGCGUUGUCGAGGUUUUCUUAAAUGACCAAAACGCCCGGAUCGACAAGGUCAUUGACAAGUGGAACGGCAAACUACCCGACAACGUCAUUGCCGACGCGUUCCGGAAGCUGAACGCUGUAACUGUACCUAUGUUUGUGACGGUCCCCAAGACGGAAGAGGAGGACAUGAAGAUGAAGGUGGCUAGAGAUAAGGAGAACGAGAAGAAAUAG
Molecule: messenger RNA, 651 nt
Organism: Pyricularia pennisetigena
Lineage: Eukaryota; Fungi; Ascomycota; Sordariomycetes; Magnaporthales; Pyriculariaceae
Exons: 2
Source: RefSeq, a predicted model, not a curated record